This is a messenger RNA of Trichomycterus rosablanca, 2795 nucleotides long. RefSeq names its product tenascin N (gene tnn). The record is from RefSeq and is a predicted model, not a curated record. Gene Ontology annotation, molecular function: protein binding. Gene Ontology annotation, biological process: regulation of cell adhesion. Lineage: Eukaryota; Metazoa; Chordata; Actinopteri; Siluriformes; Trichomycteridae. Gene Ontology annotation, cellular component: perisynaptic extracellular matrix.
AUGCUCCCUAGGAUAGACUGGCACCUGCUGCUCCUGCUAGCGACCCUGGGUGUUACCCUGGCAGAAGAACCCGACAAAGCAGUCACGUUUAGCCACGUGUACAAGCUCGGCUCCGGUUGUAACCAGGACGCCCAGGCGGGUCUGCUUUCCCAGGACCAGUCAGCAGACGGUCAGGUCAUAACGCUGGACGGGGAAAACGACAUCGUCUUCAAACACAGCAUCCGGCUCGCGUCGUCCGGCUGCAGCUGCGCCGAUUCGGAGGAGUUCAAGGCUCUGCUGUACCGCGUCAACGGUUUGGAGGAGGAGGUCACCUACUUGAAGUCUCAGUGCACUCAGGGGUGCUGUAAAGCUAGCGCAGGUGUGGACACAAGCUGUAGUGGACACGGGACCUUCCAGCACGACACCUGUAGCUGUAAAUGUAACCCUGGCUGGGAAGGUCCGGAUUGCUCCACGUCUUCCUGUCCUGAUAACUGUAACGAUAACGGCUACUGCGUGGACGGCCAAUGUGUCUGCCACGCCGGCUACACCGGCCACGACUGUGGAUUGCUUACUUGCCCCGAUGACUGCAACGACAAGGGACACUGUGUGGACGGCAAGUGCGUCUGCUUCGAAGGCUUCACCGGGGACAACUGCAAUGUCCAGCUCUGCCCGAGUGACUGCAACGACAGCGGGCGCUGUGUUGACGGGCAGUGCGUGUGCAACGAGGGCUUUUUUGGAAGUGACUGCUCCAUGGUGCUGAGUCCAACAGGUCUGCGUUUGAUCAGCGUGACCGAUGUAUCACUGCUGGUGGAGUGGCAACACGUAAAGGGAGCUGAGCACUACGUGCUCUCCUACUACCCCGACGGGAACGAAGGGGCCAUCCAGGAGGUCCAGGUGCCCAACACUGAGAACUCCUACCUGAUCACAGGCCUCAAAUCUGGAGUGACCUAUAUUGUGCAAGUGUACGCUGUUAUAAGGGGCAUCAGCAGCGAGUCGGACCGCAUCACAGCCAAAACAGAUUUUUCAGGUGUACAGGGCAUCCGGGUGCUGGGCCAGACAGAGAACUCGAUCCAGGUGGAUUGGCAAAACCCAGAAAACAAGGUGGACUUUUUUAAACUUAAACACGCCAGCCCUGAGGGUCAAGAGGGCCUGGACAAUGUGUUAAUGAGCCAGGAGGCCAGGACCAUGCACACCAUCAUAGGGCUCAACCCAGGAACAGAGUACCAAAUAAUAGUGCAGGCCAUUCAAGGGAGCAGUGAGGGCAAGCUGUCCCAUGCUACCGGAGUCACAGACAUCGAUGCCCCCACCAACCUGGUCACCACCGACAUAACCGAGAGCACUGUGACCGUGACGUGGGAGAAGGUCCGUGCCGAGAUCGACGGCUAUAUCCUGACCUACAGCUCCGCUGACGGAUCCAGCAAGAAAAUCCAAGUAGGAGCAGAUGCCACGUCCUACCAGUUCAUCUCUCUGAAGCCUGGAGUCCUGUACACGAUUACCAUCUGGGCCUACAAGGGUUCUCGCUUGAGCAGGAAGAGCUCCACCGAGGCCGAGACAGAACUAGAUGCUCCUACUAACCUCUUGGCCAGAGCAGUGUUGUUGGCGCAGAUAGGUUUGUGGAACUGAGUCCGAGCAGACAUCAAUGGUCACAUACUGAGUUAUCGCUUGGCUGACGGCUCCAUUGAAGUGGUGCGAUGGGGGGGCACCUCCUACAGGCUCACUGCUGUGCCAGGAGUCGUCUAUACCCUCUACCUCUGGGCUAUCAAAGGCUCUCGCUUCGGUAUAAAAGCUGCAACACAAAUUGAGAUUACUAAAAUUGAUGCUCCGGAGAAUCUGAAAGCUGUGAAUGUCCAGAUGGAGUCUGCAGAUUUAACCUGGAAAGCUCCUCAGGCUCUUAUUGAAGGCUACAUCCUCACUUACAGACCUGAAGAUGGAAGCAUGCAGGCUGUUGAGCAGAAGCUUAAAGCAGGAGACACCAGAUUUAGCUUGUCUGGUCUGUCCAUUGGGAAGAAGUAUAUCAUUACUCUGAUCGCCUAUAGAGGUUUAAAGAGGAGUAAAGUGGUGGAGACGACAUUUAGUACCGUGGGAGCGGCCUACCCCUUCCCCAUGGACUGUACACAGAUCAUGAACAAUGGAAACACACAGAGUGGAGUUUUCACUAUCUACGUGGCCAACAAUCGUAGCAAGCCCAUGCAGGUGUAUUGCGACAUGACCACUGAUGGCGGUGGCUGGAUUGUCUUCCAGAGACGUAACACUGGUAGACUGGAGUUUAGAAAAGGCUGGAAACAGUACGUGAACGGCUUCGGAGAACUGACCGAUGAAUUCUGGCUUGGCUUGGAAAAGCUUUACGAGCUCACCAACACUCCUACAAAAUAUGAAGUGCGUUUUGAUCUGGGCCUGCGAGCCGAGCGUGUCUAUGCGGUCUACGAUGAUUUUAAACUAGGACAGGCUAGGCAGAAGUUUAAACUGACCGUUGGUAAUUACAGAGGAAAUGCAGGUGAUGCCAUGACCUACCACCAAGGCAGACCUUUCACCACAGUGGAUUCAGACAAUGACAUCGCGCUGGGUAACUGUGCUUUAACCCACCAUGGAGCCUGGUGGUACAAAAACUGCCAUCUGGCCAACCUUAACGGCAAACACGGGGACAACAAUCACAGCAUAGGGAUGAACUGGGAGCCAUGGAAGGGCCAUCUCACGUCGCUAGACUUCUCAGAGAUAAAGAUCCGCCCGGUGGGAACCAUUAGCCGAAAGAAGAGAUCACUCAGGAGGAGGGAAGCUGUCUGAUCAUCACUGCACUACAAGUCAAAACGACACAUAGU